UAAUGUCAUCUCGCUAGACACUAAGCUUAUGCAAGUCGUUCUGGCAAGAAGAGUACAGCGAGAUGGCCAAUUCAGAUAAUAACAUUGUAGCUUCAAUUCCUUCCUUUCCAUCAAUUUCGCACCCAUUUUCACUGUCAUACACCUGGUAUUCCUAGAUUCUGCUCCUCCUUUUGGGUCUCCAAUAAUAGCAAGAAAAAUGUAAUCCUGAAAGCUCCUUUUCUUCCCCUUUCAGUCUCUUUGUUCUUCCCCAUCCCCUCUUCCAUCUCUCAAAUAUUCUCCCACUGAAAGCAAGUUCAGAUAUUUUUCACUUACCCUCAAGCCCCUCCCCCUUCACUCUCUCUUUAAGCCUCCCCAACCAGUUAGAAUAUAAUUUCAAGUGUUAUAUUCUAAGUUAUCAUAUUCGUACCUGCUUCGUAAACCGCCCCCAAUGGUCACCGACGCCUCUCCGUUGCUAACCCAUGACGGCUUAGAGUUCUGCCAGUACAUGGCAGCGGGGUCAAUCGCUGGUUCAAUCGAGCACAUGGCGAUGUUUCCCGUGGACACGCUCAAGACCCGAAUGCAAGCCAUGACCGGGUUGGACCCAGGCCAUCAUGGCGGAGUCCGGCGAGCCCUCGGUUCCAUCCUGAAGCUGGAAGGCCCUUCGGGACUCUAUCGCGGGAUUGCCGCCAUGGGUCUCGGAGCUGGUCCCGCACACGCCGUGUAUUUCUCGGUGUACGAAAUCUGCAAAGAGAAAUUCUCCGGGGGAAACCGGAACAACCCCGCCGCCCACGCAGCUUCCGGAGUCUGCGCCACCAUCGCGAGCGACGGCGUGAUGACGCCGAUGGAUGUAGUGAAGCAGAGAUUACAGCUGAAGAGCAGUCCGUACAAGGGUGUGUGGGAUUGCGUGAAGAAGGUGUUGAAGGAAGAAGGGGCGGGUGCGUUGUACGCGUCGUACAGGACGACGGUGGUGAUGAAUGCGCCGUUCACAGCGGUGCAUUUUGCGACAUACGAGGCUGUGAAGAGGGGGCUGACGGAGUUGUCGCCGGUGAAUUCAGAAGAAGAUGAAAGAGUGGUGGUACACGCCACAGCGGGAGCGGUGUCAGGGGUGGCGGCUGCGGCGGUGACUACGCCACUAGAUGUAGUGAAAACUCAGCUGCAAUGCCAGGGGGUUUGUGGGUGUGAUAAAUUGUGCAGCAGUUCGAUAGGGGAUGUGAUUGAGAGCGUGAUCAAGAAGGAGGGAUACAGAGGGCUCAUGAGAGGCUGUCUGCCGAGGAUGCUCUUUCAUGCUCCCGCCGCUGCUAUUUGUUGGUCCUCUUAUGAAGCUUCCAAAUCUUUCUUCCUCCGUUUUUGAAUUACGUACUGACUCUACUUUCCCUACCUCAUUUGGAUCUUCCAAAACACGGCCAUGUGCUUGCUUCUGUCUUGGAGCAGAGUCUAAAUUCUGUGUUUAUGUGGCUACCAUGGAAUGUCCAAUUUAGUAAUCAUUAUCCCAAACCAAACCCAACUAUCCUGGCUAGCCUCCUCCCGUGAAAUGUACGAGUGCUCUGUAUAUAAUUAUAUAUGUACAUCUCUAUGAACUGCUUUUGCUGUGAAA
Molecule: messenger RNA, 1573 nt
Organism: Prosopis cineraria
Lineage: Eukaryota; Viridiplantae; Streptophyta; Magnoliopsida; Fabales; Fabaceae
Exons: 2
Coding region: 428-1330 (300 amino acids)
Biological process (GO): iron import into the mitochondrion
Cellular component (GO): mitochondrial membrane
Molecular function (GO): ferrous iron transmembrane transporter activity
Source: RefSeq, a predicted model, not a curated record